This is a messenger RNA of Platichthys flesus (European flounder), 1805 nucleotides long. It is a transcript of the gene aqp10a, whose product is annotated as aquaporin 10a. NCBI's taxonomy places the organism in Eukaryota, Metazoa, Chordata, Actinopteri, Pleuronectiformes, Pleuronectidae. Gene Ontology annotation, molecular function: urea transmembrane transporter activity; water channel activity; glycerol channel activity. Gene Ontology annotation, biological process: water transport; glycerol transmembrane transport. The record is from RefSeq and is a predicted model, not a curated record. Gene Ontology annotation, cellular component: basolateral plasma membrane; plasma membrane. The transcript has 6 exons. The coding region runs from base 207 to 1103 and encodes 298 amino acids.
AUAAAUGAGUAAUAGUGUUUGAUCAGCUGCGGAGAGGUGGGAUACAGAUCCUCAGAUGCUCAGGUGAAAGCUCAGCUCUGCCCCCUCCGUCACUGACACCAACAGCUCCUGGACAGACUCACCCCAAAGAGAGCAACAGCUGGUUGACCUGAUAACACAGACAGUCCCGUGUGGGAUGAGAGGAAUCAUUUUAUUUUACUCCAGCCAUGAUGAAUUUACGUUUUCUAAGAGUGAGGAACCCGCUGGUGCGAGAGUGCAUGGCGGAAUUCCUUGGAACAUUUGUCCUACUGCUCUUUGGCUGCGCGGCUGCUGCUCAGGUGAAGACCAGCAGGGAAACUAAAGGCCAGUUUCUGUCGGUCAACAUGGCGUUCUCUGUGGGCGUCAUGUCGGCCAUGUACCUCACCAAGGGCAUCACUGGUGCUCAUCUGAACCCGGCUGUGACCCUGAGUUUCUGUGUGUUGGACCAGGUGCCCUGGGGACGACUGCUGCCCUAUUCCCUCUCCCAGCUGCUGGGGGCGUACAUGGCAUCAGGGCUUGUCUUCCUAGUGUAUUAUGAUGCUAUAAUGGAUUUUAGUGGAGGAGUUCUGACGGUAUACGGUCCAAAUGAGACAGCAUCUAUAUUUGCCACCUAUCCUGCAGAAUACAUGUCUUUGGGUGGAACUUUCCUCGAUCAGGUCGUGGGCACCGGCAUGCUGAUGUUGUGCAUCCUGUGUUUGAAUGAGAAGAGGAACACCCCCGCUCCCACAGAGUUAAUUCCUGCUAUAGUGGCGGUGAUUGUCCUGGGGAUCUCCAUGUCAAUGUCAGGGAACUGCGGAGCUGCAAUAAAUCCUGCUCGAGACCUGGGGCCGCGCCUCCUCACGCUGACUGCAGGCUGGGGCACUGAGGUCUUCACAUGUUACAACUACUUUUUCUGGGUUCCUCUGGUGGCCCCACUCAUCGGAGGUGUUAUAGGAAGUUUCAUGUAUACGAUCUUCAUCCAGAUGCACCUGCCUGACCCAGACGACCUGGAGAACCACUCCACCAUCUCCACCAUCAGUGACAAAUGCAAGCAGGAAGCCACAACAUGGGAACAUGGAUUUGAGAUCAAAUCCGCACAUUUAUAACUGUUACUGAAUAAAAAACAUUUGUCCCAUGUGACACGAGCACUGCUGCCCAACGACAGCAACCUGUUGGGAAAUUAUCCUCGAGAAAACCGUAAUGAAUAUCUGAGCUUCACGCACAUCUUGUGAACCUCUGUAAAGAAAAUAACUGAGGCCUUUUUCUUUUGUUUAAUUUAACCAGCUAGCUUCUAAAACACAGCCAGUGGAGGCAGAGGCAGCUGGAAGAGAUGCUGAUUGUGAAUUAUGACUGAUGUUUGUGUGUAAAAUAUCGAUUUAUUAUCAGUAAAUUAUACUACUACUGCAUUGUUUUUGCUUUUUAUAACAUGUCUAUAGGAUCAUUGAACGGAUUAACUCCGGGAAACAACCCAUCAAUGUCUCCAUUAAGUGCAAUUUCAUUCAGCUGAGUUCAACGGUCAGUGUUAAGUGUGUGUUUUUGUGCUAAAAUGUAUGGUGUGAAUUAUAGAUGUGUUUCUGCGAGGCUGUCCCAAGUGACUAUACAGUUCUAUCACUAGUUUUGUAGAGCGUCCAACUGUAUCAUUCAGUUUUCAACAGAUUCUGCGUGUGACGUGGAAUAUUUCCACAUUCUUCCGCUGGAAUCUGCUGAUGUGAUUAUCUGCAUGUUUUGUGUUUUCAAAUCAAAUUCUGUGACAUUCACACGACACCAAAUUUCUAUUUUAUUAAAAGAAAUCCAUGAACUUUACAUUC